Messenger RNA from Lodderomyces jiufengensis, 3150 nucleotides. RefSeq lists its product as uncharacterized. Gene Ontology annotation, biological process: endosomal vesicle fusion; autophagy; intracellular protein transport. Lineage: Eukaryota; Fungi; Ascomycota; Pichiomycetes; Serinales; Debaryomycetaceae. The coding region runs from base 1 to 3150 and encodes 1049 amino acids. The transcript has a single exon. Gene Ontology annotation, cellular component: cytoplasm; fungal-type vacuole membrane. The record is from RefSeq and is a predicted model, not a curated record.
AUGAAUAUAGAUAUAAUUGAACCAGCGAAAAGAGUACGAAUACCUUCAUUACAUGCUAGCGGUAAUAAUAAAAUAUCGUCUUUUUUACAAACGGAAAAUCAAUUAUAUAUUGGAAGUAGUAAAGGAGAUUUAUUUAUAUAUGAAAUUUCAUCACAACCAGCAUCAACCAAUCCUGAAACUGAUCGCCAUACCACCAAAACAUUUCCCGAAACAUUCCAAUCACUGGCUACUAAAUCAAUUCGAUCUUUUAAAUCUUUCCAUGAUACAAGACAUUUAUUUAAUGAGAAACAUGAAUAUGAAUUAGUUAAUUCUUUUAUUAAUAUAGUUGGUGAUAAUUCAAGUAUACAAAAAAUCAAAAUACUACCUUUCACUUCAUCACAUACAGUUCAUAAAACUAUUGUGCUAGUCAUAACUCCAACAAUCCUAAAGAUAUUUGAAAUUGUUGGAACUCAUACAAAUUCAAUCUAUCAUCUUGAAGAAUUGAAUUGUAAAGAUGCAUUAUAUUUAGAACAUGGAGAAAAUCGACUAUUGUUCAUUGGUGUCAAAAAAAAACUACUAAUUUUCAAAAUAACAAAUAAAUCAAGAAAUGUAUUACAAUUUACAAAAGCUCAAGAUUUGUCUUUGAAAGACAGAGUACGGACAAUUAAUAAAUUUGAUGAUGAUAAUAUUUUAGUGGCGGUAGAGAAUGAUUAUUGGCUUGUAAACUUGAACAAUUUCGUACCCAAAACUUUAUCAAACAUUAAUGAUCUGGAAGUCUUCAAUUAUGGUACAUCAUUUUCAUAUUUUGGAUUAUCUUCAAUGGGUCCUCUGAUUUGGACAAUUCCAAUAAAUGUCAACAAAAUGUUGCUAAUUAAGGAUACUGCAGUUGUAGUGCUUGUAAAAGAUAAAAUUGAAGUUCAGCCAUCAAAUAUAAAAUUCACCUCAAUUCCACUAGCAAUUAAUUUCAUAUAUCCAAUAUAUUUAGCAGUAACAUAUUCCAAAAAAAUUGAAAUAUUAGACAUUGAACAAGGAACAAUUAUACAGAAGUUCAUGCACCACAUCAAUGCAAAUCAAGUUUUCACAGAUAAUACUGGAUCAGUUAUAAGUUUAGCAUCAGGUCUGAAUAUCUUUCAAUUUAAUAUACUUCCAUUCCAUAAUCAAAUUACUCAGUACUUAAGUGUAAGUGGUAGAGCUCAACAUGGUAAUGUGAAAGACCCUAGUAAUGAUUUAAAACUAAUUGGUAUAGAAAAGGCUAUUGAUCUUGUUUUCAAUUUGGAAGUUAGAGCAAAUAAUGAUAUUUUUGAUGGUGAAAAAUCAAAAGAAUUAAAAUUAAGAGAUUUAAAUAAAUUGAAAGCAACAUAUUUAUUUGGGGUCUAUUCAAAAUACCAUGAAUCAUUAGUUGAAAUAGGAUCAGAUUGGAUAUUAUCAUUUCGUGACAUACUAGCAUUAUUUCCUGAUUUUUUGAAUGGUGAAUAUUUAUUACAUAAAGAGGAUAAAUCAAUUGAUAGAAAUCAAAAUUCUGGAUUUGUGAAUCCCAUAAAAAAGUUAACAAAAGAAGAAUUAGAAAUUAACACAAUAUCAGAAUCUGAGUAUGAUACUGAUAUAACAACACGUAAACCUCAUAGUUCAUCAUCAACAACAACAAGUAAAAAACCAGUGAGUAUCAGAAGAUUUAUUAAAGCAGUCAAUAAUUUGAUCAUAUAUUUAACAGAACAAAGAAGAAUACUAUUGCAAUUUUUUGAUAAAUCAAGAAUACUAUGGAAAGAUGUUGAAAUUGAACCAGCUGAUAUCUAUCCACUUUUUGAAAAUCAGCUUGAGGAAGUUGCAAGUAUUAUAGAUACUUCGUUAUUUUUGUGUUACUUCUAUUGCAAACCAAUGUUGCUUGGACCAUUGCUACGUAUCCCAAACAAUCAUUGCGAUUCAAAAAUCGUAAAUCAAUGUUUAAUGAGUAACAUCCACAAUCAUGUUCAGCAAAGAAACUUAAAGCAACCAAAUUUUAUUAGGGAAUUAUUGGAUUUUUAUUAUGGAAGAAAUUUACAUAAAGAAGCUUUGGAAAUGCUUUAUAAAUUAUCUCAUGAUAAGGCAUUUGUUGAACAUUCAAAUGAGGAGGAUAAUUUAGAUGAUGAUUAUGUACGAAGUCCGCAAUUGACAGUACGAUAUUUACAAAAAUUGAGUAAUGAACACUUAUCACUUAUACUAGAAUUUGCAAAUUGGGUAAUUGAUGAAGAUGAAAAUAAUUGUUUUAAAUUGUUCAUGAAUGAUUCAUUUGAAUGUGAGAAUUAUGAUAAUGGUAAAAUUUUACAUUUUUUGAUUGUUAGAAAAAACAUUGAUCUUGCGAUUGAAUAUUUACAAUGGGUUUUAUAUAAAAGUGAUGUCAAAGAAAAACUAAAAAAAGGUAGUCAAUUUGGGAAAUUUGAAACAAAAUUGUGCAUAUUAUAUAUUCAACAAAUCAAAGACAAAAUCAAAGAAGAUGAAUACUAUAAAAGCUUAUAUAAUUUAUUACUGACAAGUGAAUCAUUUGAUCCAUGGCCUGUAUUAAAAGAAAUACCAACUAAUGAUGAUAAAUUUUUAAGACUAACAGUUUUCAUAUAUAAAAAAUUACAAGAACAUGAAAAAUCAAUAGAUGUAUUAUAUAAUCAAUUAAAUGAUUUAGAUGCAGCAAUGGAAUAUUGUUCAGAAAUGUACAAACAACCAAAUGGUAAAAUAACAGGUAUAAAUUUAUUUCAUAAAUUAUUAGAGGAUUUAUUAAUAGAUUCAAAUUAUAAUGUUGAUGAUAUUUCAAAAUUAUUAACUCAACAAGGAAGUAAAAUGUCCAUACAAAAAAUAUUCAAAAUACUACCGAUAAAUUUCCCACUUUACAAAUUAAAAUCAUUCUUAAAUGAACAAAUACACAAUGUAAACAACAACUUAAACGACUCCAAAAUGAAUUCACAACUAUAUAAAAUUGGAUCAACUAACUUAAAAUCAAAAGUUUUGAAUUUACAAAAUGAAGGAUACAAGAUAAGUUCAAGUAAACAAUUAUGUCCUGUUUGUAAUGAAAGAUUAGGUUAUAGUUAUUUAACAGUCACUAAUGAUGGUGAUAUUAUUCAUUAUGGUUGUGCUCAAAAAUUAAAAAAUCAAUCUAACGGUGACAAUCAGGUUAAAGAAAAUGGAAAUUCUAAUCAUUUUUAA